AUCGAUGACUACCAUGUCCGUGACGACUACUUGUUUAAAGGGGAUCGUCUUUGUGUCCCUAGUUCUUCCUUGCGGGAGAAGCUGAUCCGCGAUUUGCACAGUGGCGGACUCGGGGGUCAUUUGGGACGCGAUAAAACCAUAACCAGCUUGGAGAACAUGUUUUUCUGGCCACAUCUACGGCGUGAGGUGAGUCUCAUCGUCAAGCGUUGCUAUGUUUGUCAAGUUUCCAAGGUCAAUCGCAGAAUACCGACCUCUAUAUGCCACUACCUGUUCCCGACGAUAUCUGGUUGGAUCUCUCCAUGGAUUUCGUCCUGGGUCUCCCUCGUACCCAGCGAGGAGUGGAUUCUGUCUUCGUCGUGGUUGACAGGUUCUCUAAAAUGUCCCAUUUUAUUGCCUGUAAGAAGACGGCAGAUGCAUCCAACAUUGCGAAACUGUUCUUUAAGGAGGUCGUCCGUCUUCAUGGGGUCCCCAAAUCCAUCACCUCCGACCGCGACACCAAGUUCCUUAGUCAUUUUUGGAUUACUCUAUGGCGGAUGUUCGGCAUCGCAUUGAACUGGAGCUCUACGGCUCACCCGCAGACUGAUGGCCAAACUGAGGUAACAAAUAGGACUUUGAGAAACAUGAUUCAGAGUGUUUGCAGAGACAUGCCAAAGCAAUGGGAUUUGGCUUUACCACAGGUGGAGUUUGCGUACAACAGUGCGGUCCAUUCCGCUACCGGCAAGUCACCCUUUUCUCUUGUUUACACUACUCCACCUCUGCACGUUGUUGAUCUAAUUGCACUUCCCAAAGCUCCUGGGGUGAGCCAAGCUGCUGAGGCCAUGGUUCGAGACGUGCAGGCUGUUAAGGAUGUUGUCAAGGCGAAGCUCGAGGCCACCGGCCAGAAGAACAAGCGGGCUGCUGAUGCGCACCGCCGCGAGAAACUAUUUGUUGUGGAUGAUUCUGUUAUGGUGUUUCUACGCAAGGAUAGGUUUCCUUUUGGGACUUACUCUAAGUUGCAGCCUCGUAAGUAUGGUCCUUUUAAGGUGCUCAAGAAGAUUAAUGAUAAUGCAUACGUUAUCGACUUGCCAGCUUCCAUGAACAUUUCCUCUACUUUCAACGUCGCUGACAUCUACUAGUUUCAUGCGGAUGAUGCUCCAUAUUCUAACCCGAACUCAUGGUAGAGUUCUUUGCGAGUGGAGGAGACUGAUGCAGCGCAGCUGGAGGCCAAGCUUGAUGAAGCUAUUCGUAUGGAAGGCGGGACGGAAGACGUGAUGCUGCAUGAUGCAUGACGAUGAUGCUUAUGUUUAUUUGUUUCAUUAUUAUAUUUGGUUUUCCUAAUAGGUUUCGGUUUUCAUUAUUAUGUUUGGUUUUCCUAAUAGGUUGUUCGGUUAAGGGUUAUUAUUAUUUAGUUUCAUUAUAGGUUUUGGUUGCUAGUGGGUUUUAGUAUAUAAUGACCCUUUGUUCACGUGUAAGAACUCAACUUUUGGCUUUUGAUUAUCAAGUAAACCUAAGGGUUUUCUUCCCAGUGGAUUUUCUGGGUUUUUCCUUAAGUUUGCAGCUUGCAAGCUUGUUUGUUUGAGGAGCUCGGCGCUUGCGAGUUCUUUGGUUUUCCGACUGCGUCACUUAGACCUUUUGCUAAUCUAACAUGGAUGCAAUAAUCAUAAAAUGAGAUUUAGUUUGAUAUGGCGUCGGUUCAAAACCAUUUUUUAUGUGUAAUGAAUUAGUACGACAAAUACAUGUAAAGUGAAGAUGAACCUGAUUAUGCAUUUUGAUUCUUUAUAUAAAUACAGUGGUUUAAGGCCUUAAGCGAUAAACUAACUAUACACUCACUUUUAAUAAUUAGUUGAUUCACAAGCUAUCAAUAGGGGUGAGCACGUGGGUGGUUAAUCCGCAGAUUGAUAUCGAUCCACCCGCAAAUAACCCAACCCGCACGCAGUGGGUGAUUGAUGUGGGUGGAUUGCGAAUUGAUAAAUCUCUCACCCGCACUUAUGUGGGUGGGUAGUGGGUCACCCGUAUGACCCGCAUCCUAUUUUCCCAUAAAAAUGUUGUUUCUUAUAAUAUCAAAUAUUCAUCAUAUUUUUGAAUUGCACAACAGUCUAACCAUAUACUUCAAAAGGUAGAGAAUAAAGAAUAGUUUUGACUACUAUUAUUGGUUAUUGUGUUGUACAAUAUUCAUUAGAUAUUAGAUAUUGGUUUGCAAAUUAUUGUUAAUAUCCAUUAAAUAUUGGGAUGCAAAGUAUAAAUUAUUAUUUGUAUCAAAAUCACAAAUUAUUGAUACAAUCUUACUUUGCUAUGAAUUGCUAGUUGGAGAAUUGCUUUUUGCGGGUUGACCAGCGAUCCAACCGCACUCAUCCGCCACCCACCCAACCCAACCUGCAAAAGUAUGUGGGUGGAUUGCGGGUCACAAUUAUUCCAACUCGCUAGUAAGCGGGUGGGUCAAUUUGAGACCAAAAUCCACCCAACCCGCCCAUUGCCCACCCCUAGCAAACAUGUCUAGUUACAGUGUAGUAAUUUUCAUGCAACAAAUACUUUUUUCAUGUAAUAAUUCAAUAAAUAAAUACGUAUGAAAAUAAUAUUAUAUGAAAUAUAUGUUACUCAUUAAGUUGAUGAAUGAGAGAGGGUAUGAGUAACAUACAUUUAUUUUAAAAAUAUAGAAGUUGCGAAGUGUCUUUUGGGUUGCAUGAAAUCGCAUUUUCUCAUUAUUGCUAACUAACUUAUACUUUUUUGCAAUAGAUGGUUCAAAAUGUGCCUUAUAAAUUUUAUUUCCACCAGUGUAAAAGAAUUGUUUGAACCAAAGGAUUGUAAAAUCAUAUCGAAAAAGUUGGUAGUAGAGUAUUUUAUACUGAAGUCAUAAUUUAAUUGUGGUUCAACCGUUUCAUAUUGUUAAAUAUCACCUAUUGAUUUAGCCUAUGAUGUGAAGUUUCAUGGUCGAACCGCCGGUAUGUACGGUCUUUCAUUACAAACUUUAAAUAAAAAACACUGAAAUAUUGACAUUAUCAAAUACCCCUUAAAUCUCGGAAAUUAUAAUAAUCGUAUUAAAGAAAAAAUCUUCCAAAUGACAAUAGUGAUUUAGGAUUUUAAAUUGAAAUAGAAAAAAUAUGUCAAAUAUAAUGUCAUCUCCUAA
Molecule: messenger RNA, 3103 nt
Organism: Linum trigynum
Lineage: Eukaryota; Viridiplantae; Streptophyta; Magnoliopsida; Malpighiales; Linaceae
Source: the annotation of a GenBank genome assembly